AGAGUGGAAUGACAUUUAAGGGGCUUCAUUGGCAAGCUAAGGGAUACCAGUCUUCUGUCGAUUGACGAAGGGAUUGCGGAGACCCGGGAUCCUUGUGUCUUCACGUUAUAAUUUCAGACGACAAUUGGGAUGCCUCUGGCAAUCGGCGCGGUAAUACGGAAUGGCGAAAACGCGGUGGCACUGGGCAAGAUCGGUGCCCCUGGCACCAGGCGAGCGGUGCUUGCGGAGCUGUCAAACUUCGUUAGCAAACCGGGCCCGGCCAAGAAAUCUGCGUCCUUCAAGGUCCAGGCUACAAAAAAGCCGAAGCCGGAUUCCCAGGAUCCAGCUCCGCCGGCUGCUGCUUCUCCUGUCCGUCACAAGGAGACACAAGAGGUCGCUGCUGUGGUGUGUGCCGACGUGUCCAUGAACGAAGCCUUCUCAUGCACCCGUUUUGCUGUUGAAGACAUCGAUGAAGGAGACUCUGGCAUGCCUCAGCUGUGUUCUGAAUACGUAACGGACAUUUAUGAGUACCUAAAGGAUCUGGAGGCCGAGUACAUUAUCUGGCCGCGGUACAUGCUGGGCUAUGAGAUAAACGAGCACAUGCGCGCCCUCCUGGUGAACUGGCUGAUCCAGGUGCAUGCGAGGUUCCAGCUCUUGCAGGAGACUCUGUACUUGACUGUUGCCAUCCUUGACCGCUUCCUCCAGGUGCAGCCUGUGUCCAAGCGGAAGUUGCAGCUGGCUGGUGUGGCUGCCAUGCUGAUCGCGAGCAAGUACGAGGAGAUGUGUGCCCCAGAGGUCGCCGACUUUGUCUACAUCACAGACAACGCCUUCUCGAGGGCACAGGUCUGUGAGAUGGAGAUACUGAUGCUGAAGGACCUGAACUUUGACCUUGGUCAUCCCCUCCCUCUGCACUUCCUUAGGAGGGCGUCGAAGGCUGGCAAGGCCGAUGCAGUAAAGUACACACUAGCCAAGUACCUGAUGGAGCUGACCCUGACUGAUUACCACAUGCUGCACUAUCGACCCUCAGAAAUUGCUGCUGCUGCACUGUGUCUCUCCCAGCUUGUUAUUGAUGGACAGCAGUGGUCUGUGACCCAGCAGCAUUAUACUGGCUACGAUGAAGUCCACCUCAAGCCCAUCAUGCAACACAUGGCCAAGAAUGUCGUCAGGGUCAACGAAGGGCUCACCAAACAUGCUGCUGUCAAGAACAAGUAUGCCAGCAGUAAGCUACUGAGGAUCAGUCUGCUUUCUCAGCUGCAGUCCUCAGACAUGAAGAACCUGGCAGCACCACUGCUGAAUGGAUUCUGAGGACUAGUGUUUUUAUUAUUAAUAAUAAAUAUAUACUGUAUAUAUUUUUUAAAUCCAACUUCUGCUCUUUUAUUAUGGAGUUAAUAUUCCAUUUUUAAGUGUGCUAGUUUGUAAUUUUGUUUGUUCAAUAAACAAAUUAAUUUUUUUAAAGGCA
Molecule: messenger RNA, 1438 nt
Organism: Paramormyrops kingsleyae
Lineage: Eukaryota; Metazoa; Chordata; Actinopteri; Osteoglossiformes; Mormyridae
Product: G2/mitotic-specific cyclin-B2-like
Biological process (GO): mitotic cell cycle phase transition
Molecular function (GO): cyclin-dependent protein serine/threonine kinase regulator activity
Source: RefSeq, a predicted model, not a curated record